UUAUCAGAGAAAACAAGCCACGAUCAAAUCUUUAAAGAAGAAGGCUUUGGACAAAAAUCCAGAUGAAUUCUAUUUCAAAAUGGUCAACACAAGGUUAAAGGAAGGUGUGCACCAAAAUGAUGACUCUCCCCCAGCAUAUAGUGAAGAACAGUUGAAAUUGAUGCAAUCCCAAGAUCUAAAAUAUAUCAAUUACAAGCGAAGCACUGAAUUGAAGAAAAUAGAAAAGCUAAAAGGAAGUUUGCAUUUACUUGAAGGUGAAGAAAAACCAAAAAAUAAGCAUACAUUUUUUGUAGACUCAAAGAAAGAAGCAAAAUCGUUUGAUGUAGCCAAACGUUUCAACACUCACCCCAGUUUACUUGGGAGAACAUACAACCGCCCAACCUUGGACAUGUUGAAAACUCAAACAUAUCAGAGUGGUCUUGACCAAGAUACAGUUCAGGAAUUUGCAGAGGAACGAAAGAAAAAAUACAAGGAACUUUCCAAAAGGAUAGAAAGAGAAAGACACCUUCAUGUAAUAGCACAGAAGAUGGAAAUGAAGAAACUGUUAAUGGACAAAAAAGCCAGGAAAAAGAAGGUUGCUGAUGAGACAAAGGAAAUGGCUGCUGUGUACAAAUGGAUGCCACAGAGAAAGAGGUGACCACAAGGUGACGAGGAAGGCAUGGAAUCUGAAGCUUAUUAAAUUGUUUUUUUCCCUAAGAACAAUAAGUUUAAAGAAAAAAAAA
This is a messenger RNA of Lingula anatina, 722 nucleotides long. Its product is annotated as putative U3 small nucleolar RNA-associated protein 11. The record is from RefSeq and is a predicted model, not a curated record. Gene Ontology annotation, biological process: rRNA processing. NCBI's taxonomy places the organism in Eukaryota, Metazoa, Brachiopoda, Lingulata, Lingulida, Lingulidae. Gene Ontology annotation, cellular component: small-subunit processome; nucleolus.